AGUGUAGAUCUACACACGAAGAAGGCGGAAGUGCUCCUGCCACGUUUAAUUUGUUUAUAGCAAGAAUGACACAACACGAAGGACAACACGAGAUAAGAGUUUAAACCUCGAAGGAAAGUACUUGAGAUUUUGUCGCUUAAAAGGUUGUUGUUUUUUGGAAGUUGCGGGUCUCGAAGUAGCUUGGAAAGAGAAUGAUAUCUGCAGUUUGAAACGGAAGACUUCGCUGAAUUUUGGGUUUGAGUGACCCAGACAGGUGUCAUGGUUCUGAGCAAGGGCACAAGCGGAAGUGGGGAGUCAACUCCGGACGGGGAGACCGAGUCUGAAACGUUGAAGGCGAUGAAACAUUUCCCACGGUACGGCUCCAUCGUGGGCGAUACCUGCCCCACCUGUCGGGGCACUGGACGAAUUCCAAGAGGUCAUCAAGACCAACUGGUUGCCGUAAUCCCGUGCAAUGACAAAAGACUCGAACCCAGACGCACGAAGCUGUACGUGUGCGUGUCCAUGGCGCUGUGUCUCUUCCUCAGCUGCCUCAUCCUCUUCUUUCUCUUCCCCCGGAGCAUCACGCUGACCCCCGUCUCGGUGCUGUCCGUCAUGGUCUACUUCACUCCGAACACAGUGCAAAUGGAAGUCACGAAUCUCAUCAGAGUCAUCAACGACAACUUUGUUCCAGUCCAAAUCAUGGCGCUGGAUGUCCAGGGUCUGAUCUCCCGCGUGGUGGUGGGCAAAAUCAAGCUGUCCAACAUGACGGCCAUCCCAUCACGCUCGGACAAAUCGUACACAUAUAAAAUUGACCUGCCGGUCACCGAUAAAGGCCUCAGUACUUAUUGCCAGUCCACCAUCAUCAAGAUCCACACCUUAUUCCUGGAGCUGCAGAUGACCAUGAACAUCUCAUACUUGUCCCACACCGAGCAGCUUUCCCUGGAGACCUUUGAGUACAUCGACUGCGGCACCAACUCCACCAUGCCGCAUCCUGUCAGAUAAACAUGAGCUUUUUUUUUUUGUCUUUGUAUUUCAUGAUCAGUUUUCAUGGGAGAACUCAGGAGUAUAGUUAGGUGUCCGGUGUGCUGUGUGGAUUAGAUGAGCAGUAAACACACACACACACCCUGCUUUGCUGUGACCAAAGAUGCACCUUUGUGACACUUGAAUGCAAGAUUAAUCUAAAGAAAAUAUUUUUGCACCUUUUUUUUUAAAUGUGCCAAGUCAUUUUCAGUUUUGACACCUUGAAGGGAAUAAAACUAAUCCAAGUUUGUGUAUGGAAAUUGAAAUGUCCAGUAUUUAGAUGACUAACAGUAUUUAUGAUCAUUAUUUUGAUUGUGUUCACGUGUAACUGUUCAAUGUGCUGUUUUAGUCACUGAAUAAAUUUAAAUAUUGAAAUAUAUCAAA
Molecule: messenger RNA, 1383 nt
Organism: Syngnathus typhle (broad-nosed pipefish)
Lineage: Eukaryota; Metazoa; Chordata; Actinopteri; Syngnathiformes; Syngnathidae
Gene: tmem106a
Product: transmembrane protein 106A
Exons: 8
Coding region: 259-981 (240 amino acids)
Source: RefSeq, a predicted model, not a curated record